Molecule: messenger RNA, 3232 nt
Organism: Astrephomene gubernaculifera
Lineage: Eukaryota; Viridiplantae; Chlorophyta; Chlorophyceae; Chlamydomonadales; Astrephomenaceae
Source: the annotation of a GenBank genome assembly
AGCAGUUGGGAUAGGUUCGCAUGUGAACCGCGAGUACAGGCAAAACAGAGGGAAAACAGAGGUAAACAAACAUUAUGCCGGUGUGUUUUAGCGCGCCCCCUCGCUCCAUGCGAGCUCUGCUCUUGCCACCGCCGUCACUGUCACUCUUCACUCAUUCACACCCUCCCCUCCCCUCCCAAUCCCAAUCCCUCCCAUCCCUCAGGCCCUGCUGGGCAAGAUGCGCUGCCUGGCCUCGCUGGCCGAGUGGGAGAACCUUUCCAACCUCUGCCGCACCGAGUGGCGCAAGAGCGAGCCGCAUGUUCGGCGGGAGAUGAGCAUGAUUGCCGCGCAUGCAGCCUGGCACAUGGGGGCUUGGGAGGAGAUGGCGGGGUACGUGGACACGGUGGAUAACCCGGAGGCCACAGGGCCGCAGAGCCAGACGGCGACGGGGGCGUUCCUGCGGGCGGUGCUGUGCGUGCGGAAUAACCAGUUUGCGUCCGCCAAGCAGCACGUGGAGCGCACUCGCGAGCUGAUGGUGACCGACCUGGCGGCGCUGGUGGGCGAGAGCUACGAGCGGUCGUACACGGACAUGGUGCGCGUGCAGCAGCUGGCGGAGCUGGAGGAGGUGUGCGCAUACAAGCAGGCGCUGGAGAGGAGGGCGGCCGACCCCUCCGGCUCCGACUCCCGCAUUUCCUUCAUCCAGCAGCUGUGGCGCGACCGGCUGCGGGGCGUGCAGCGCCAUGUGGAGGUGUGGCAGUCGCUGUUCUCCGUACGCAGCCUGGUGGUGCCCAUGGCGCAGGAUGUGGACAACUGGCUCAAGUUUGCGAGCCUGUGUCGCAAGAACGGACGGCAGCGGCAGGCGUACCGCAUGCUGCUGCAGCUUCUCCGCUACAACCCCAUGGCCAUCAGUCAGCCGGGCGCCCCGGGGUACGGCGCGGGUAGUGGCGCCCCGCACGUGAUGCUGGCCUUCCUGAAGCACCUGUGGACGCAGGGGCAGCGGGGGGAGGCGUACAACAGGAUGAAGGACCUGGUUCGGGAGCUGCAAGCCAAUGCCGUACCUCCCGCCGCCGCCGCCGCUGCUGCCACCGCCGCAGCGGCAGCCGCCUCGGCCGCCUCCGGUGCAGGUGGUGGUGCUGGCGCCACCCCUGCUGCCGCCGGCCCCACUGCCUCCCGCACGCCUCAUGCUCCGGGUGUGGCGGGUAGCGGCGGAGUAUCAGCUACUGGUGCAGCUGCUGGGGGUGCUGCUGCGGGUGCUGCGGCAGGCGGGGCGAAGUGGCUGGACAGGCCUCAGGCGUCACUGAACGGUCGGGCGUUCCUGCGGUUGGGCAUCUGGCAGUGGGCCAUGAACGAUAAGCUGGACAACCCGGGUGUGAUUGCUGAGAACCUGGCCUCCUUCCGCGCCGCCACCGAGCACGCGCCCAAUUGGGCCAAGGCGUGGCACCAGUGGGCGCUGUUCAACGUAGCGGUGUCCGCACACUACGGCACCCGCGAUGAGAUGGUGGCGGUGGCGCAUGUGCCGCCCGCGGUGCAGGGCUUCUUCCGCUCGGUGGCACUGGGGCAGGCGGCGGGGGACAGGACGGGCAACCUGCAGGAUAUCCUCCGCCUGCUGACGCUGUGGUUCAACUUUGGCGCCUACGAGGAGGUCCGCGCCGCCCUCACGGAGGGCUUCCAGCUGGUGUCCAUCGACACCUGGCUGCUGGUCAUCCCGCAGGUCAUUGCACGCAUACACACACACAACACGGACGUACGGCAGCUCAUACACCACCUGUUGGUCAAGAUUGGGCGGCACCACCCGCAGGCCCUCAUGUACCCGCUGCUGGUGGCCACCAAGUCGCAGAGCCCCGCCCGCCGCUCCGCCGCCUACUCGGUGCUGGAGUGCAUCCGGCAGCACUCCGCGGCGCUGGUGGAGCAGGCGCAGCUGGUCAGCGGGGAGCUGAUUCGCAUGGCCAUCCUGUGGCACGAGAUGUGGCACGAGGGCCUGGAGGAGGCCUCCCGGCUCUACUUCGGCGAGAGCAACGUGGAGGGCAUGCUUAACACGCUGCUGCCCCUGCACGAGAUGCUGGAGAAGACGGGGCCCACCACCCUUAAGGAGAUUGCCUUCGUGCAGGCGUACGGCAGGGAGGCUGCAGUUGUCCGAGGCGUACGAGUGGUUGAUGAAGUACAAGGCCUCGCGCAAGGAGGCGGAGCUGCACCAGGCCUGGGACCUCUACUACCACGUCUUCAAGCGCAUCAACAAGCAGCUGCACUCCCUCACCACCCUAGAACUGCAGUACGUCUCCCCCGCACUCGUACGCGCCCAGGGCCUGGAACUGGCGGUGCCGGGGACCUACAUCGCGGGCGAGCCGCUGGUCACAAUCGCCGCCUUUGCGCCGCAGCUGCAUGUGAUCAGCUCCAAGCAGCGGCCGAGGAAGUUGACGAUCCACGGGGGGGAUGGUGCGGAGUACAUGUUCCUGCUGAAGGGUCACGAGGACCUGCGUCAGGACGAGCGCGUCAUGCAGCUCUUCGGGCUUGUGAACACCAUGCUGGCUCACGACCGCAUCACCGCGGAGCGGGACCUGUCCAUUGCGCGUUACGCGGUCAUCCCGCUGUCGCCGAACAGCGGGCUGAUCGGCUGGGUGCCCAACUGCGACACGCUGCAUGCGCUGAUCCGGGAGUACAGGGAGGCCCGCAAGAUCCCACUCAACUGGGAGCACCGACUGAUGCUGGGCAUGGCGCCCGACUACGACCACCUCACCGUCAUCCAGAAGGUGGAGGUGUUCGAGUAUGCGCUGGACUCCACCAGCGGGGAGGACCUGCACAAGGUUCUGUGGCUCAAGUCGCGCAACAGCGAGGUCUGGCUGGACCGGCGCACCAACUACACGCGCUCCGCCGCCGUGAUGAGCAUGGUGGGCUACAUCCUGGGGCUGGGCGACCGGCACCCCUCCAACCUCAUGCUGGAUCGGUACAGCGGCAAGCUGCUGCACAUCGACUUUGGGGACUGCUUCGAGGCGUCCAUGAACCGCGAGAAGUUCCCGGAGAAGGUUCCCUUCCGCCUGACCCGCAUGAUGAUCAAGGCCAUGGAGGUCAGCGGCAUCGAGGGCAACUUCAGAACCACGUGCGAGAAUGUGAUGCGCGUGCUGCGCUCCAACAAGGAGAGCGUCACCGCCAUGCUGGAGGCAUUCGUGCACGACCCGCUCAUCAAUUGGCGCCUGCUCAACACCACGGAGGCGGCAACGGAGGCGGCACUGGCGCGGACGGGAGGGGCGGGGGCGGG